AGGUUUGGUUGCGCCGUAGCGACGGGCCUCCAUUUUGUCCGAGCUGCAGCGGCCUCGAGUUUUUCCUCCCCGGCCCCCGACCCAUCGACUCCUCGGCAGCCCGGAGCGGCGGCGGCAGCGGCAGCGACCCGCCGGCGAAUGCACCUCCUCCUCCAGCGGCGGCGGAGGACGAGAGGAGGCGACGAUGGCCGCCGCUGUCAACCCGGUUGUAGAGAUGGCUUCGGAGAUCGGGGGACCGCUGUCUGUGGCUGGAAGCGCUGGAUCUGCGGCUCAAACCCAGGAUAGUGGGGGCAUCAUGUCUCGAGCACCCAAGAGGCACCCAGGCCUUGACUUUGAUGAUGAUGAUGAUGAUGAUGACGGGGAAGGGAGCAGCAAGUUUCCAAGGUGCGAAGGUGACGAAGGGUCCAAUGACAAAGAGAGAUUUGCCAGAGAGAACCACAGCGAGAUCGAGCGACGGCGGCGGAACAAGAUGACGGCCUACAUCACGGAGCUGUCGGACAUGGUGCCCACCUGCAGCGCCCUGGCCCGCAAGCCCGACAAGUUGACCAUCCUGCGCAUGGCCGUGUCCCACAUGAAGUCGCUGCGGGGAACCGGCAACACCUCGAUGGACGGCACUUAUAAACCCUCCUUCCUCACGGACCAGGAGCUGAAGCACCUGAUCCUGGAGGCGGCGGAUGGUUUCCUCUUUGUGGUGGCGUGCGAGACGGGCAAGAUCAUCUACGUGUCGGACUCGGUCAUGCCAGUCCUCAACCAACCGCAGUCGGAGUGGUUCGGGAGCAGCCUGUACAACCAGGUCCACCCCGAAGAUGUGGAGAAACUACGGGAGCAGCUCUCCACCAGCGAGAACGCCAUGACAGGGGCAGGUCGCAUUUUGGAUCUGAAGACUGGGACAGUGAAGAAGGAAGGUCAGCAGACCUCCAUGAGAAUGUGCAUGGGUUCACGACGAUCCUUCAUAUGCCGAGUUAGAUGUGGGAACGCUCCAGUGAAUCCAGCGUCCAUGAACAGGCUCAGCUUCCUGAGAAACAGAUGCAGAAAUGGCCUGGGACCCCUAAAGGAAGGAGAGCCUCAGUUUGUGGUAGUGCACUGCACCGGCUUCAUCAAAGCAUGGCCUCCCGCAGGUGUGACGUUACCUGACGAUGAACCAGACGGGAGUCAAGGAAACAAGUUCUGCUUGGUGACUAUUGGCCGUUUGCAGGUCACCAGCUCGCCGAGUUGCGUCGACAUGAAAGGCAUCAGCCUCCCGACCGAGUUCCUCUCCCGCCACAACACCAACGGCAUCUUCACCUUCGUCGAUCACCGGUGCGUGGGCACCGUGGGAUACCAACCCCAGGAGCUGCUGGGGAAAGAUAUUGUGGACUUUGCCCACCCUGAGGAUAAAGGACUCCUGCGCGACAGCUUUCAGCAGGUGGUCACCCUGAAGGGGCAGGUGUUGUCCGUCAUGUUCCGCUUCCAGACCAAGAGCCGAGAGUGGGCGGUGAUCCGGACGAGCUGCUUCACCUUCCAGAACCCUUAUUCCGACGACAUCGAGUACAUCGUCUGCACCAACACAAACGUCAAGCAUUUGCAGCAGACGCCCGCUCUCACCGGACCCGAGGAGCUGACGUAUGAACACCCGCAGGUCGGUGUCCAGGCCCCAGCCACAGAACGCACCAAGCCCACCAGCAAGACGGAGCCGCACUACAACAGGGAGGCGGACGCUCGGUACGCGGACAUCUACUCCGGAAUCACCACAGUUGACCAGAACAAGGCAGUUCCAUCGAGCCCGGCUGCUGGGAACCAGCAGAUCUACCAGCAAGGGACCUCCUUCCCGUCGGCACGCCCAGCGCAGAACUUCAGCACCGGGAUGGCUCCGUCGGUGAAUGUGGUGCAGCAGCCCAGCGCGGCGGGACAGAUCCUGGCCCAGAUAUCCCGGCAGUCGUCCGGCGGCCAGGUUUCCGGGAACGCCUGGAGCGGAAGCCGUCCCCCGUUCCCGGCACAGCAGAUGGCGAUGCAGGGAGUGAAAACGCAGUCACCUCCGUUUGGAAUGGGAGCGAACCACAACUUCCCGGCCAACGCGGCUUCCUUCAGCCCCCUCGCCAAUCCCGCGGUCACGCCCGCAGCCGGUGGCACCGCCUACCCGCCCCUCCCCAACCGCACCCCUGCUUUCGCAGAGGCUGGGCAGACAGGCGCGCAGUUCCAGAGUCGGCCUGCGGAGGGAGCGUCGGUGUGGCCGCAGUGGCAGGGUCAACAUCACGGGCAAACAUCGGCCGAGCCGCACGCACACCAGCCUCAGAGCCAGCCAGAGGUCUAUCAGGAAAUGCUGUCCAUUUACGAAGAACAGAACGCCACAUACAACAGCGACGAGUUCUCCGAGCUGCCCAUGUUCCCGUCGUUCUCGGAAUAGCCCGGAAGGGCGGGGGAGGGAAACCCGCCUCGUCUGUAGUUUUUUUUCUCUUUCUCACACACCCCACUCUCCCCUUGACGAAAGCGUGCGUGUGUGUGUGUGUGUAUGCGUGCGCGACUGUGUGCUGCAAAAGUAUCUCGGCCUUGUCGUCAAGACUUGAAAAAUGGCGUUGGGCCGCCCUGACUUGUGCUCCCGUCGUGUGUUGUGGCCUUUGUGUUGUGCGCUGAACCGGGAGAAAUGUUGUGGCAAAUGGUGACUUGUCUCGCUACCCCACGAAGCUGGUGAGUGUCCCUCCCUGUGGUGUUUAGCCGCCUGCUCUUUGACCAACUUGAUCCCCUCGUCAGAGUCACACAGGCCUCUCGCCGCAACUUGCCCACGCCGACCAACAUGCCCUGUGACUGUGCGUGGGUUUUCUCCGGGUGCUCUGGUUUCCUCCCGCACUCCAAAGACGUACAGGUUUGUAGGCACAAAUUGGCUUGGUAAAAUUGUUACCUAGCCGUGUGUAGGAUGGUUCUGGUGUAUCGGUGAUCGCUGGUCGAUGCAGACUCGGUGGGCUGAAGGGCCUGUUUCCACGCUGUAUCUCUAAAACAAUAACUAAAGUCAGUAGAGUGUUGGCAAACCGAAGCACAUCCCCGAUCAGCAAGUGUACAUGAAUACGUCCACUGAGCCGCAUGCAGGAGGCGCCAAAUUCAAAGUCCAGCCUGGGAUUUUGGUCCUCAUGAGCGCUGCCCGUUCCAGGCAAGCCCCAGGCUUGAGUAGCCUCAGAGUGAGGCCUUAAACUCAAGAUUGAAAAGACGUCUGGAGAAUGGUCCCGACCAGAAAUGUCAGCCAUCCUUUUAUCUCCAGAGAUGCUGCCUG
Messenger RNA from Amblyraja radiata (thorny skate), 3241 nucleotides. RefSeq names its product aryl hydrocarbon receptor nuclear translocator-like. Gene Ontology annotation, biological process: regulation of DNA-templated transcription. Gene Ontology annotation, cellular component: nucleus; cytoplasm; transcription regulator complex. Gene Ontology annotation, molecular function: DNA-binding transcription factor activity; protein dimerization activity. The record is from RefSeq and is a predicted model, not a curated record. The transcript has 20 exons. The coding region runs from base 185 to 2383 and encodes 732 amino acids. Lineage: Eukaryota; Metazoa; Chordata; Chondrichthyes; Rajiformes; Rajidae.